This is a messenger RNA of Haemorhous mexicanus (house finch), 4367 nucleotides long. RefSeq lists its product as uncharacterized. NCBI's taxonomy places the organism in Eukaryota, Metazoa, Chordata, Aves, Passeriformes, Fringillidae. The record is from RefSeq and is a predicted model, not a curated record. The coding region runs from base 1 to 660 and encodes 219 amino acids. The transcript has 5 exons.
AUGUCAGCUGUGAGAGAGCUGUCUGGAGGCACAAAUAUUAUUUACGAGGUGUUGUGGCUUCUGGAGGAGGAAGAGAAGAAAAGUGGCUGCCACCACAAGCCACUACCUCAGAGUGCCCCCGGAGGCAUCAUCGGGAUCGUGGGAGGCGUCAUCGCCGCCGUCUUCAUCAUCGGCGUGGCUGUCACCGUCAUCAUCGUCUACAGGCGGCAGCAGAAGAGCCGCUCCGACACCGACAACGACCUGAUUGACCUCCCUCCAUCCCACAAACCUGCCCCUCCACCAAAGAGGAAACAGGACAUGAAAAGCCACCUGACUCCAGAAGACAUCCAGGUGGUUCACUUGGACAACAUGAAACACGAGGAGGAGAUCCAGAAGUUCCCUCUGCAGGCUCCCUACUAUGACAUGGCAGCCCCCGAGCCCUCUCCCUACAGUGACAAACUGAACUUUGGAAAGUGUCACUCAGAGAUAUCGAAUGCGAGUGAUUACCUGACCCGCUGUUACUCACAUGAAGAUCGAUAUCUGGAGAAGAUCCCUCAUGUCUAUGCCCCCUUGUCAGACCUCCCACAAGAUCUUUAUCCUCACCAUUCCGACAUCUCCUUCUGCUGCCCACCUCCUGGCUCCCGGGCUCCUUACAUCUGUCCUAAGGAACAGUAUGUUUAAAGUGUCAACACUGCAAAAAAAAAAAACAAAAAAAAAAAGAAGAAACUCAUGGUUUUCACCUCUCCUGUGGCUCAACAACCAAGGCCUUCCAGCCCUCCCCUCCCUUUGCCAUUGCUCAUUUUAUUGAUUGGUUUUUAAAUCCGGGUGCAAUUGCCAUGAUUAGUUCCAAGUGUCUGCCUGGCUUGCUAACGCUCAAGGGAACACCCUGCCUUCUCCCACGUCCUCUCCAGUACCUGCAUCUUUCUUUUCUCCUCCUGGCUCUGUGUGUGCAUGUGUCUGUGGGUGACAGCUGCCCUGUGGUGGGUGGGGUGUGCCCAGCCCAGCCCCGUGUCCGUGGGUUUUCCCCUGUGUUGAUUCCUGCACUCCUCACGCCGGAGCAGCCGGGUGUGGAUCAUCCCCAGCCCUCGCUGCAGCUUCUGUGAGGUUUUACAGCACAGCCAGUGCUCAAAGCUGAGCCUGUGGCUUUUUAUUUCUUUUUUGUUUGUUUGUUUGUUUUCCUGCUCCUUUUCCCCCUUGGAAGUGGGGAUAGCAAAUCCCCGUUUGUGAGGAGCUGAACAGCCAAGAUUGCUGAACCAAAUCAUAAGAUGCUUAUAACGAAAGAUGCUCAAAACCAACCCAAAAAUAGAGAUCAGGACAUGGUUUAGGCGGUUUGUUUCUGUCCUUUUCCCUUCCUGCUCCCACUCCCAAUCUCCUGGAUUGACUCUUUUAAAGGAGACACAUUUUGGAGUCAACACAUUUGGAGAAAGCAUCCUUUAAAUAACAGGUCUGAUAACCUGAAACCCAAAGGAGAAAAUAAUUAUAAAGGAAAACAUUCUCUCUAAUUUUCCUUUCAAAGCCUAACGUGGCCCCCCACGAACUUUUCCCCCUUCUCUUCCUCACAUCUGUUGAUUGGAAUUUUAAAAUUAACUCAGGCAGAAUAUGAAGAAUAAAUCAGGAUUUCAGGUAAUCUCCUAGCUCUUAAUGAAGGAUAAAAGCCAAUAGAGGAAUUUGGUCUUUUAACUUUUAUAAAAGCAUCUUAGUUUUGGGACUACACCUUUUUUUGAUAUUGGAAUGUGUGUGGGUGUGUAAAUCCAAACGUGUACAUUCCUGUGACCACAAAGUGUUUUAGAGAAGGGAAUUUAUCUCCACAUCACAUUUGUGUUCACUUGUACUAGAGAAAAAAAUAUAUAAAUAUCGAUAUACACUUCAAUGUAUAUAAAAGGAAAGAAGAGGAAGAGGAGGAUGAGGAAUGAACAUCCUGCCUCAGAGCUUGGUUUCAGGGAUAACUCCCAUCUGUUUCACCCAUGGCAUGGAAGAGGUGAGGCUGGGAUGGUUCUGGACGAGGGGAUAAAUCUUUGUGGCCAGAGGGCAUUUCCUUGGCUUUGGCUCAGGGAAUUUCCUUGGCUCUGCCCAUCUGGCAUUCUGCAGGCACUAAAAUCCCUCUGGAAAACGGGAGGGUGCUGGAGCUGAGGGCAUGGGAGGGAGAGUGGGCACCACAGCCUUGCCCUGCUGCCCAGGCACCCAAAACCUGUCAGUGCUGCUGGGACAGGUGAGGAAUGGAACUCCCAGCAGGUGACAGCUCCUGUCAGGGGACGUGUGACCACACAGGUGUCCCAGCCCAGCUCCUGCACUGAGGCACCCGUUAAUCUUUGUUGAGCUGGAUCUCAGCAGCUCUGCCUGCUCUCUGCCCUUGCUGUGUCCCUGUCACCUCCAGCCUCGUCCUGCCUGUCCCUGCUCCUCCCCACAGCUGCACAUCUGGGCCACUCUGCCUCCCUGCAGCCUGGCAAACACAUCUGGACGGGGGAGAGGGGCUCACACCCUGCUCAGUCGGGCAGCACAGCCCUGGGGGGGAUGACACAAUGUGCAUGGAUCCCCCAGAAUGGCAAAAAUCACCCCCAGCUCUUCCCAGCCCUUGCCCAGAGCACGCUGCCACUCUGUGCUCGAGCAGGACAAGGUUUGGGGGGAGCUGCUGCACCUGGAGAGGUUUUUCCUGCUGGGAGGUGGCCUCACACUAAGGGACAGGUGGGUGCAUCAGCUGAGCCUCCUGGGGGUGCCUGGCUGGCUGAGGAGUGGAUGAAGGGGAGUUUUUGAUGCAUUUUUUGGCCAAGCUGGAAUGGGCAGCAGCAGCUCUGCCAUGUGCUGGUGCGUGGAGCACCCUGAUUCCCAAAGGAUCAGGGGAGGAUCAUCAGGACACAGAGCACUCCACACAACUUUUCAAUCCCAUCCUGCCAGUCCUGACUGAUGCAAACCUUCCUGGAAUCAUUUGUAGUCACGUUUCCUCUGGCAGUCUCCAGAGGAUGCAGCCGGUUGUUCCCUCACACCAAAGGACUCCAGUGCUCCAGGUCUCUGUCAGAAAAUGCAUUUUUCUCUCUGGUAUUCUCCCCAACACACCUUGGGUUACCAUGGAGCUGGAAACUGGGUGUGCUCUGAACCAAAGGCACAGCCACCACGCUGAAUCUGCCAAAUCUGCCUUUGCUCCCUCUCUUUGGAAAGGUGAGGAGGUGCUGGAAGCCCCACGGGUCUCUGAUGUCCUGGAAUCAACCCAGCCCCACUGACCAUGAGGACAAAGCAAGCAAAACCCCAUUCCAAGCUUCCCUACCUGCAUGCCUGGAACAGCAGAGCUCUGCCUGUACCGUGGUUUGAUUUGGAGCCUUCACCUGAUGUGGUUUCAGACAGAUCCAGGAAUUUAAAUGAGAAGUGGAAUAUGUUCAGGUCUUCAGAUACAAGAGGAAAGAAGCCAGACAAAAUGAUUGCUUGCCAGAGGAGGCUGAGAACACGUUGCAGGUGGUUUUCUCUGCUGCCCAUGUCGGGGACAAAGGUGCUUUGAUGAGCAAGGGGAAGGCAGGGAUACAAACUGCAGCAUUACAGAAAAACUCUGCUUGCCUUGUGCAGCUUUGAAUCUCAGCUGCCCACAGAAGCCUGCCACAAAGGGUUUUAGUGGGCUUGCAGCAAAGCAAAAGGAUUUCAAUCCUCCCUGAAAAGGUAAAAGGCAGGAGAAGCCUCAGUUCAAAGCAGUAGCUUGACUUAUGCCAGCACAGGUGUUUAGUCUAGGAAUGCCUUGGUUCUCUCUGCCUCUCCUGAAGAGCUGGUUUGAUCUCAAAAAAUGGCAAGAGGGACUCACCACACGCCACCAAAUUCCUCUGAGCCCUAGGGAAAAGGGGGAACCCUGAAGGACAGCCCUGAAGUAAGAAAUAGUGAGUCCAGUGCUUUGGUUCUACAAACCUGUGCUUGGGAAUGUUCUGAUUCAGGGCUCUUGUUCCUCCCUCCCUCUCCCUGCUGUCACCCAGUGUUUGCCCAAUGGCUCUUCCCAAACUUCCCUGGGCUAAAUCCUCACUUUGCUCCAGGAUAAGGCUGCCCACACCCGGGGGGAGCUUGCAGGUGCUGGAUCAGGGCCAGGGGGAGGUGUUCUCCUGCUGGCACGGUGCCAAUUGACUUUAGGAGAUUCCCUGCUCUGGAGACUGAGCCACCCAGCAGCGCUGCUGGGCGUGGAUCACUGGACAAGUCCAGCUGGAAACUGGUGGAGUGGGAUCCAGUGGGCUGGGAGGAACUGGUGUCGUAGGAUAGGGAGUCAUUUAGGUUGGAAAGACCUCUAGGAUGGAGCUGUUCUUCCUGUUACCAGGGUGAAAUGUCACGGGUUCUGUUCCAUGUGUUGGUGGCACUGACACCAGAGCUCUUGCAGAUGGAAAAGACUGAUCACAGAACUUAAAUAAAAGUGAGCUGAAGAGUUA